AUGCCAACCACAGGUAACAAGGCCCAGUGUCCAGAUGUUGGAAAGUCCACCCUCAGCUCUAGCCUGCUGGACUCGGGCUCUGCCACAGCCUUCACCUCAACUCAGCAGACAAGGACUCAAGCAGUGUGGACAAGCCUCCUGCAUACUCCAGAGAAGGAGCACUCCUCAGAAACAUGGGCCUACUCUGCUCCCACCGUCAGUCCAGCCCUACUCAGACCCCCAUCCAGGUUUCCCAAGGCCAAGUCUAAAGCUCCACCUCACAACAUCCUAGAUGGAAUACAAAACAGGCCAGUUUAUCUGCAGAGUUCCUACCUGACCUCUCUGGGCUCUCCAGAGGCAGAUGAAGAGGGCAAUGUGCCCAGCGCAGCCCGUGAGCCCCUAGUUGGCUCUUCGGAGAGAGCUGCUCCCCACAUUGUCCGGGGGACACCCCGAGGAGACCACCUGGACGCCCUUUGGGAGGGCGGCCCAGCCUCUCCCCGUGUCCCAGCCGUCGCCCCGGCGCCUCCUCUUCCCUCCCCAGUGCCCAUGCUCUGGGCGGCCCAAGCCGUCGCGGGGCGUCCGCGCCCGGCUUUGUCUGCGCCCACGGAGCGCGCCCGCCGGGCGCCGCGGGCGCUCCCCAGCUGCACGCAGCCCCAGGAUCCUGCCUGCCUUCCACCCUCCGACAGCCCCCCGCCUCGGGACCACCGCCACCCUGCCUGA
This is a messenger RNA of Physeter macrocephalus (sperm whale), 699 nucleotides long. RefSeq lists its product as uncharacterized. The coding region runs from base 1 to 699 and encodes 232 amino acids. Lineage: Eukaryota; Metazoa; Chordata; Mammalia; Artiodactyla; Physeteridae. The transcript has 3 exons. The record is from RefSeq and is a predicted model, not a curated record.